Molecule: messenger RNA, 220 nt
Organism: Scutellospora calospora
Lineage: Eukaryota; Fungi; Glomeromycota; Glomeromycetes; Diversisporales; Gigasporaceae
Source: the annotation of a GenBank genome assembly
AGUUAAUGAGCUUGCUUCUACUAUAAUAUCAACUACGUCGUAUAAAGAUAACAGAGAAGUAGUUAAUGCUGAAUUAAUAGACAACAGCAAAGACAUAGAAGAAAAAAAAGAAGAAAGAAACUCUGAAGAACCAAUUCAAGAAGACAAUAUAGCAGAAGAAGUAAGAAUGGAGAAAGGCAAUAGUUUCUUAAUGGCACUUAAUACUGUUAGUACUUGGUAA